AUGGAUUCUGUGCCACGGCUGACCGGCGUCUUCACUUUGCUGCUCUCCGGCUUGUGGCAUUUGGGAUCGUCGGCGACCAACUACAACUGUGAUGACCCGUUAGCGUCCCUGCUCUCUCCGAUGGCUUUUUCCAGUUCCUCAGACCUCACGGGUACUCACAGCCCAGCUCAACUCAACCGAAGAGUUGGAACUGGCGGUUGGUCCCCAGCAGAUUCCAAUGCUCAACAGUGGCUCCAGAUGGACCUGGGAAACAGAGUGGAGAUUACAGCAGUGGCCACGCAGGGAAGAUACGGAAGCUCUGACUGGGUGACGAGUUACAGCCUGAUGUUCAGUGACACAGGACGCAACUGGAAACAGUACAAGCAAGAAGACAGCAUCUGGACCUUUGCAGGAAACAUGAAUGCUGACAGUGUGAUGCACCACAAGUUACUGCACUCAGUGAGAGCCCGCUUCGUUCGCUUUGUGCCCCUAGAAUGGAAUCCAAGUGGAAAGAUUGGCAUGAGAGUGGAGGUCUAUGGAUGCUCCUAUAAAUCAGAUGUCGCUGACUUUGAUGGCCGAAGCUCCCUUCUGUAUAGGUUCAAUCAGAAGCUGAUGAGCACUCUUAAAGAUGUGAUCUCUCUGAAGUUCAAGAGCAUGCAAGGAGAUGGGGUUCUGUUUCAUGGAGAAGGUCAACGUGGAGACCACAUCACUCUGGAGCUCCAGAAGGGGAGGCUCGCCCUGCACCUCAAUUUGGAUGACAGCAAACCUCGCCUCAGCAGCAGCCCACCCUCGGUCACCCUAGGCAGUCUGUUGGACGACCAGCAGUGGCACUCAGUCCUAAUCGAGCGGGUUGGCAAGCAGGUGAACUUCUCUGUGGACAAGCACACACAGCACUUUCGCACCAAGGGUGAAGCAGAUGCCUUAGACAUCGACUAUGAGCUUAGUUUUGGAGGAAUUCCAGUACCAGGCAAACCUGGGACCUUUUUAAAGAAAAACUUUCAUGGAUGUAUUGAAAACCUUUACUACAAUGGAGUAAACAUAAUUGACCUGGCUAAGAGACGAAAGCAUCAGAUCUACACUGGCAAUGUCACUUUUUCCUGCUCUGAACCACAAAUUGUUCCCAUCACAUUUGUCAACUCCAGCAGCAGUUACUUGCUGCUGCCCGGCACCCCCCAAAUUGAUGGGCUCUCAGUGAGUUUCCAGUUUCGAACAUGGAACAAGGAUGGUCUGCUUCUGUCCACAGAGCUGUCUGAGGGCUCGGGGACCCUGCUGCUGAGCCUGGAGGGUGGAACCGUGAGACUUGUGAUUCAGAAAAUGACUGAACGCACAGCUGAAAUCCUCACAGGCAGCAGCUUGAAUGAUGGCUUGUGGCAUUCAGUUAGCAUCAACGCCAGAAGGGACCGCAUCACUCUCUCUCUGGAUAAUGAUGCAGCAUCCCCGGCCCAGGAUACUACCCGUGUACAGAUCUAUUCUGGAAAUAGCUACUACUUUGGAGGGUGCCCCGACAAUCUCACCGAUUCCCAAUGUUUAAAUCCCAUUAAGGCUUUCCAAGGCUGCAUGAGGCUCAUCUUUAUUGAUAACCAGCCCAAGGACCUCAUUUCAGUUCAGCAAGGUUCCCUGGGGAAUUUUAGUGAUUUACACAUUGAUCUGUGUAGCAUCAAAGACAGGUGUUUGCCGAACUACUGUGAACACGGAGGAUUCUGCUCACAGUCCUGGACUACCUUCUACUGUAACUGCAGUAACACGGGCUAUACUGGUGCCACCUGCCACAACUCUCUGUAUGAGCAAUCCUGCGAGGUAUACAGGCAUCAAGGGAACACAGCUGGCUUCUUCUACAUCGAUUCUGAUGGCAGCGGGCCAUUGGGACCCCUCCAAGUGUACUGCAACAUCACAGAGGACAAGAUUUGGACAUCAGUGCAGCACAACAAUACAGAGCUGACCCAUGUGCGGGGCGCCAACCCGGAGAAGCCCUACACCAUGGCUUUGGAUUAUGGUGGCAGCAUGGAGCAGCUGGAAGCCAUGAUUGACAGUUCAGAGCACUGUGAACAGGAAGUGGCCUACCAUUGUAGAAGGUCCCGCUUGCUCAACACGCCAGAUGGAACACCGUUUACCUGGUGGAUUGGGCGGUCCAAUGAAAAGCACCCUUAUUGGGGAGGUGCCCCACCUGGGGUUCAGCAGUGUGAAUGUGGCCUAGAUGAGAGUUGCCUUGAUGUUCGACACUUCUGCAAUUGUGAUGCUGACAAAGAUGAAUGGACAAACGAUACUGGCUUUCUUUCCUUCAAAGACCACUUGCCUGUCACUCAGAUAGUUAUCACCGAUACCAACAGAUCAAACUCAGAAGCUGCUUGGAGAAUUGGUCCCUUGCGUUGCUAUGGAGACCGGCACUUCUGGAAUGCGGUAUCAUUUUAUACAGAAGCUUCUUACCUCCACUUUCCUACCUUCCAUGCGGAAUUCAGUGCCGAUAUUUCUUUCUUCUUUAAAACUACGGCUUUAUCGGGCGUUUUUCUAGAAAACCUUGGCAUUAAAGACUUCAUCCGACUUGAAAUAAGCUCUCCAUCUGAGAUCACUUUUGCCAUUGAUGUUGGAAAUGGCCCUGUAGAGCUCAUAGUUCACUCUCCUUCUCUUCUGAAUGACAACCAAUGGCAUUACAUCCGGGCUGAGAGGAAUCUCAAGGAGACUUCACUCCAGGUGGACAGCCUCCCGAGGAUGACCAGGGAGACUUCGGAGGAAGGUCAUUUCCGAUUGCAGCUGAACAGCCAGCUGUUUGUAGGGGGAACAUCAUCAAGGCAGAAAGGCUUCCUAGGAUGCAUACGCUCCUUACACUUGAAUGGGCAGAAACUGGACCUGGAAGAGAGGGCAAAGGUGACAUCUGGAGUCCGGCCAGGAUGCCCGGGCCAUUGCAGCACUUAUGGUAGCAUUUGUCACAAUGGGGGCAAAUGUGUGGAGAAGUACAGUGGAUACUUCUGUGAUUGCACCAAUUCACCAUAUGAAGGGCCCUUUUGCAAAAAAGAGGUUUCUGCUGUUUUUGAGGCUGGCACUUCAGUUACUUAUAUGUUUCAGGAACCCUACCCAGUGACCAAAAAUAUAAGCCUCUCAUCCUCAGCGAUUUACGCAGAUGCGGCUCCAUCCAAGGAAAAUAUUGCAUUUAGCUUUGUGACAGCCCAGGCACCCAGCCUCUUGCUCUACAUCAAUUCUUCUCAGGAUUACCUGGCUGUCCUGCUCUGCAAGAAUGGAAGCUUACAGGUUCGCUAUCAGCUAAGCAAGGAAGAAACCCAAGUUUUCAAUAUUGAUGCAGAGAACUUUGCCAACAGAAGGAUGCACCAUUUGAAGAUUAACCGGGAAGGAAGAGAGCUUGCUAUUCAGGUAGAUCAUCAACUGAGACUCAGUUAUAACUUCUCCUCAGAAGUUGAAUUCAGGGCCAUACGGUCACUCACCUUGGGCAAAGUCAGAGAGCAUCUUGGAUUGGAUUCUGAAAUUGCCAAAGCCAACACCCUGGGUUUUGUUGGAUGCCUGUCUUCAGUCCAGUAUAACCAGGUAGCACCCUUGAAGGCAGCCCUGCGUCAUGCCACCAUUGCACCUGUGACUGUCCAAGGGACCCUGAUGGAAUCCAGCUGUGGCUCCAUGGUGGAUGUGGAUGUGAAUACAGUGACCACGGUGCACUCUUCAUCAGAUCCCUUUGGGAAGACAGAUGAGCGAGAACCACUCACCAAUGCAGUUCGAAGUGACUCAGCUGUCAUUGGAGGAGUAAUAGCGGUGGUGAUAUUCAUCAUCUUCUCUAUCAUCGGCAUCAUGACCCGGUUCCUUUACCAGCAUAAGCAGUCACACCGUACUAACCAGAUGAAGGAGAAGGAAUACCCAGAAAAUUUGGACAGUUCCUUUAGAAAUGACAUUGACUUGCAAAACACAGUGAGCGAAUGUAAGCGGGAAUAUUUCAUCUGA
Molecule: messenger RNA, 3918 nt
Organism: Canis lupus familiaris (dog)
Lineage: Eukaryota; Metazoa; Chordata; Mammalia; Carnivora; Canidae
Gene: CNTNAP5
Product: contactin associated protein family member 5
Source: RefSeq, marked provisional